This is a messenger RNA of Pan troglodytes (chimpanzee), 4175 nucleotides long. It is a transcript of the gene FAM149A, whose product is annotated as family with sequence similarity 149 member A. The transcript is spliced from 14 exons. The record is from RefSeq and is a predicted model, not a curated record. Bases 1585 to 3489 code for a protein of 634 amino acids. Lineage: Eukaryota; Metazoa; Chordata; Mammalia; Primates; Hominidae.
UAUAAGCUAUGGACUUCAUAGUUUACCUAGCACUUUCCAAGAUUUUUAUACUCUUCCCAUUAAAAUAAUAAAACAUGAUAUUGUUUUAUUAGUCUUCUAUGAAGGAAGUUACCAACUUGUAAAAUAUAUUUAAAUGUAUAGAGGAGGUUAAUGCAAGCAUUUUUAAAACAGACUUUUUAUUUUAGAGCUAGAUUUACAGAAAAGCAGCUCCCUAUUAUUCUGGUACAUGUGUCACAACUAAUGAACCAGUAUCGAUCCGUUACCAUUAACUAAACUCCACAUUUAUUCUGAUUUCACCAGAGUACUAUUCAGGGUUUUUCAGAGAAGCAGAUCAGACAGGAUGAGUUAGUGAGUGAGUGUGUGUGUGUGUGUGUGUGUGUGUUUGCAUGUGUGAAGAGGGAGAGAGAUUUUUUAAAAAUUGGUGCACGUGAUUAUGGAGGCUUGGUAAGUCCAAAAUCUGCAGAGGUGACAGAUUAUUUGGGGGGUUACAAUUAUAUUUUAGCAAAUAGGUGAAUUUGCACAUAGUGAGCCAGAGAAUUACAGAGACUGGAUGAGGUCCACCCCCAUGAUGGAGGAUCAUCUGCUUCACGCAGGGUCCCUUAAACUGUAUUAACCGUCACCACCAGUUUUCCCCAGUGCCCUUCCUCUCCUCCAGGGUCCACUUGACAUUACAUGGAGUUGUCACGUCUCCUCAGUGUCCUCUGAUCCGAGAGUUUCUCAGACUUUCUUGUUUUGAUGAUCACGACAGUUUAGGGGAGUACUGGUCAUGUGUUUUGUAGAAGGCCGCUCCUCUGGGGUUCACCUUGUGUUUUUAUCAUGGUGAGACUGGGGUUAUGGGUUUAGGGGGGAAGGCCACAGAAGGGAAGUGCCUUUCUCAUUGCCUCAUCACAAGGGCGCGUGUCAACAUGACGCAUCACGGAUGGUGCCAGCCUUGACCACCUGGCUCCGGGAGUGCUUGUCAGGUUGCUCCCCUGUAAAGUCACCCCCUGCUUCCAUACUGCACUCUUGGAGUCAAGCCCCACUCCAUUUCCAUACUGCACUCUUGGAGAAGAAGGUAUGAUGCCCGCCUCCUGGAAGGGGAGACACACACCACUGGGGUAAAGUUCUUCUGUGGGAAAUGCGCCUCUUCUCCCCAUGUAUUUAUUUAUUUGUUUAUUUUUAUCAAUAUGGGCUCAUAGAAAUGUAUUUUGUACUUUAGUUAUAAUCCGAUAGCACAUGAUGUAUUUUGUUACUCAGGUUGUUCCAGCUUUAGCCAUUUGGGGCUCUUUCAGGAUGGCUCCUGUGACAUGCUCUCAUUCUUUUGUUGUUUUGGUUUUUGUUUUUUGAGCACGUUCCUACAGUCUGGCAGUACAAGAUGCUCCAGGUACGUUUUAUAUUUCCCUGCCUCAGCCCCCAAAUCGGCUGCUUCUCCAUGGAGCCCUGGUCCCUCUAUUGGAGAAUAGUAUUUGGUGUGGUCUGAAUGUUUGUAUCCCCCAAAAUUCAUAGGUUGAAAUCUCUCUCCAAUGAAAUGGUACUAAAGGUGGGGCCUUUAGGAGGUGAUUAGGUCAUGAUUGCAAAGCCCUCGUGAAUGGGAUUCGUGCCUUUAUGAAGGAGGCCCUGGGGGCUUCACCCUUUUGGCCAUGUGAAGACACAGCUGGAAGGCACCAUCUAGGAAGCAUGGAGCCGGCACCAGACACUGAAUCUGCUGCCACCUUGAUCUUGGACUUCCCAGCCUUCAGACCCGUGGGAAAUAGAAGAGGACUGUCAGAAGGACGUAGAAGGCACAGUUUUACUGUGAGGAGCAAAGAUUCUUUACCUAUGCAUUUUACAAGAAAUGUGCAGAAAGCCAUUGAUAAAUACACCUGCGAAUCCUUGUCAUCCUUUUCCUCCAGCGGAAGCCAUACACCCACGGGAGCCCACACCUCUUGGUCUGGGUCGGCCACACAGAGCUCUACCACCGGCUCAUCCACGGAGAGGGGCUCCAUUUAUUCCUGGAGAGAUGACGAAUUUGACGAAGCCAGUUCACAGUCAGUGCAGCGGUUACUCUGGGAGGUGGAGGAAAUGUUAUUUGAAGGGAAAGUGAACCCUCAGACCCAGAGUCUGCUGGCCGAAUGCGGGGAGUGGACAAGAAGAUCCCUCCAUUUGAGAGUAUUAGGAAGACAGCUGAUCCUGCCCACUGACGAAGGCGUCCAGCAUUUCCAGGGCAGCACUCCUGCCUCCGCAGUCCACAGACCCCCGCUCAGUGCCUGCGGACACAGCAGCAACAUCAGAGAGUUGUGCGUUUCUGGCUCUCAAAUAGUCCCAGCAGCGCUCUCAGCCUCUGCCCUGCCAGGCCCUGAUGACACAGGGGUUGCUGACCUAACGGCACGUUCAUCCCUGGAAGAAGAGGUUUACCAUGUGGAUGGAAAGAUUGAGGAGUAUUUCGCUUUUGACAGAAAAGAGGAUGAUGAUGAAUGUCUUGAACAAAAACCAGCUCAGCCCGGUAGGAAAUGGCACGAACUCGGACUUCCUCCUGUUUCCCCGCGUGACUGUGUCAAAGAUGCCGUGGCAGCAGAAGUGUUUGAUCACGUCUGGACAAAUAUGGUAGAACUUUUGGAAGAGCUGAUUAGAAAACACUGGGAAACUACACUCACAGAAGGGAAAAAACAGAGAGAAACAUUGAAAGUGGCUGGAAACAGAUUUCCGCACGUCCUCAUUCCACGCGCUCACGCCGAUGGAGCCAGUGGCCCCCCGUCCGGACGCUCCGAGGCUCACGGCAUCUCCCUGGCUUCUCGUCCGAACCCGCCCCAGAUUCAUCACUUCUCCAGCAGUUUUUAUAGUGACAUGAAUGGUGUCAUGACAAUUCAAGCAAAACCACUUCAGCGGAGACCUGCCUAUUUUGCUGACAGAACGCAGAAUGAGAAGGAGGACAAAGCAUCGGGUGGAGGGGCAGGUGCUCUCUCCUCCGCACGGCACAGACUGGGACGGGCCUCAGACACUCAUGGAUUAUCACCUUCUGCAAAGAAAACACCAGUGCCCUGGAGGCUGCCUUCUCUUGCUUCAGAUUCACAGAGACUAAAAACUCCCAACAUCUAUAGUGACGAAGUUCUUCGGGGAACAAAACUGCCGACUGGCGUGGACCACAUGGCUUCCCCACUGGUUCAAACGUCACGGAGCAGGUUCCCCCCGAUAGGCACGGAGACCAGGGAGCAGAAUACAGCAGUUCCUGGAUGCCGCCUUGUUUCUUACAGAGGAAGGCAUCUACAAACCCGUGUGUCGAGUGCCAUGCCUGACGGUACAGAACGAUCGCGUCUUCGAGAAAGAACAGCCACCCUGGAACAGUUGUCAAGGCCCAGCACAACCCACACGUUCCGGCAGUCGGAUACGCCUCGAAAAAGUUCAUUGACACAAAUGGAAUUUGCUGCUCACACAUGGACAGGUCAAAGUAUUUUGACAGGUUCACAAUAUGUGCCUAAAUCUUUUCAGAGGACAACUUUGACUUUCAAGAAGAGAUUCCAAGUGACAUCUUGAAACCACCUCACCAGAACCAUUGGAGCACUCGUGGCCUCAGCACACUGCUUAUCACUUGAAAAAUGGAGGAACAAGUGUUAUAUUUAUCUGUGUGUCUGACAGUGUGAGAUGUUAGACCGAGAGAAAAGCAAACAAAUAAAUCACUUAAUCUUGAACACUUUGCACUGUAAAGAGAGUGAAAGUCAAACCCACCAAGCUGCCUUGCUGAAAGCAUCUCCAAGGUUCUGUAGGCUUUGUUCAGAAGACCCUGAUGUGUGUUUGCAGUCCGUCAUUUUAUCAAUGAUACACAAACAUAAUUAGCAUGUGUAUGUACUCACACACUAAUUACAUGUAAGAAUAUAUUAUCUAGGAAUAUGUCAUUUGUAACUUUGUACUCUGACGUAUUUUCUAGUCUCACCCUAUUAGUAAUUCUGUCAAAAUCCUAGACACUAGUAGAUAUUAGUAUUUGAGACAAUAUGUCAGAGUCUGAAUAAGACUCAGCUUGUUCUAGUCACGCUGAGUUUCUCAUACAUUUUUUAAAAGUGCUUCCGCCAUGAACCUCUUUGAGAAAUGUCAGUGGCAAAAUCUCCCAAGCUAAUUUUCUUUUUCUAUGUUCCAUCUUCAAAUUCAGACAGUUCACGUGAAGUACCCCACAUUUAUUGAUCUUAGGGUUGAAUAUAAACGUAAUUAAAAGCUAUGGCAGGUGA